AUGACCUUUGACCGCGCAAAGAACCACUGGCGAAGUUCGCGGCACCAUUGCAACCAACUAGUGCAGCGUGUUAGCUGGGCAUAUCUGUCGUCUCCGCCUCGUUGGCUUUAUUCGCAUUCCAUCUUCUUUACUCGCAGUUCAGGUCCCGACUCAAAAUCGAUCACCAAGCGUCCAGUGCCACCGCUAUGUUUAGCUUUCCUUCCAAUCCCUCAGCGAGUUGACAUGCCAAACAAACUUAGUGCUCUUCAGUCGCUACUUCUUCAGCGCCUUUGCGGCCAUCCCCACGUCAUUCAUUCAUCAUAAGCUCAUUGACUAUAAAAUUUGCGUGUACCUUUAUUAUUCACAGAUCACAUUACUUAUUGGGCUGGCCCACGCACCAAACUUCCUUUCGGGGAGGGGGCAGUGUACGUUCUCCACUGUCUUGAGUCUCUCAUCUCUGCGCCUACCAACUUCUUGUCGUACUUUUACAUUGUCACACUUUAGUUUCGUUCAUUUUUCUCACUGUUUCCUCCUCCUCCUCCACCGCCCUCUUGUGAUCGAUCUCGUCGGCUGAUCUCCCUCGUGAUGUGUCGUCGUCACAUUUUCUUUUUUUGAUGCAUAUACACAUGCACAGCAAUCGCUCUGCACAUAAUGUUCAUUCGAGACUCACAUCAGCACUAUUCUUCUUUUCGAAUAUCCCACCUCGUCAUCGUCUUGAAUUGAGCAACUCGA
This is a messenger RNA of Dicrocoelium dendriticum, 711 nucleotides long. Lineage: Eukaryota; Metazoa; Platyhelminthes; Trematoda; Plagiorchiida; Dicrocoeliidae. The record is from the annotation of a GenBank genome assembly.